AGCCCCUCCCUGGGGAAGCAGGAAGGGGGGUAAUGUGUUGCAGUGGGAGGUUAAGAUUUUAGCUGCUUUGCACAUAGCCAGAUAGGGGGUGUAUAUGUGUGUGUAUAUAUGUAUGUAUAUAUGGAAAGCCAGAGAGAGCUGGGUUUCAUUCGCUAGACGUGCAAUGCUUCAGCAGAGACAUCUACAGGAGGCUUAUAGUCUGUUUCAUGAGAGAGCCUGAAGGCAGCUAUUAAUUAUUUGCAGAGCCCAUCAGUCAUUGCUGUAGGGAAUCAUCUGAGGGUUAUUUCAUACACCCAGGGCUGCAGUCACACGAGUUCUGUGCUUUUAUUCUGUCUUGAGGUCCCCCCCACGCUACAGCCCAAAGAUGCCCAACUUCUCAGGAAACUGGAAAAUGAAGCAUUCUGAAAAUUUUGAGGAAAUGCUGAAAGCGUUGGGUGAGUGAAUAACUGGGUGAUCUAAUGUUUUAUUUGUGGUUUGCAUUCUGGAGGAGCAUUUUGUCCCCUUUUUAGUUUAAUGGGUUUGUGGGUGCAUGUUUUUGUACUGGGGUAUAUUACAGAUCCUCCAAAUGUGCAGAUGUCUGUCACCACCUCUUAUUACACAGACUCCAGGAGAUAUUGCCUGUCACCCUUUCUACAUACAGACACUGGGCAUUUGCCCGUCACCUCCUUUUAAUACACUGACACCGAGACAUGUUGUCUGUCAACCUUUCUACCCACCCUGAGCAUAUAUGCCCGUCACCUCCUCUUAAUACACAGACACUGGGCAUGUGCCCGUCACCUCCUCUUAAUACACAGACACUGGGCAUGUGCCCAUCACCUCCUCUUAAUACACAGACACUGGGCAUGUGCCCAUCACCUCCUCUUAAUACACAGACACUGGGGGCAUGUGCCUAUCGCCUCUUCUUACUACAUAUGCCCAUCACCUCCUUUUAGCACACAGACAUUGGGCAUGUGCCUGUCACCUCCUCUUAAUACAGAGACACUGGGACAUGUGCCUAUCGCCUCUUCUUACUACAUAUGCCCAUCAUCUCCUUUUACCACACAGACAUUGGACAUGUGCCCGUCACCUCCUCUUAAUACACAGAUCCUGGGCAUGUGCCCGUCACCUCCUCUUAAUACACAGAUCCUGGGCAUGUGCCCGUCACCUCCUCUUAAUACACAGACACUGGGCAUGUGCCCGUCACCUCCUCUUAAUACACAGAUCCUGGGCAUGUGCCCGUCACCUCCUCUUAAUACACAGACACUGGGCAUGUGCCCGUCACCUCCUCUUAAUACAGAGACACUGGGCAUGUGCCCGUCACCUCCUCUUAAUACACAGACACUGGGACGUGUCUCACUUUUGGUUGUAUUGAUGUUUGUUAUAAAAUAUUUGCUGAUGGGCUUUGUUUGCUAUCUGUGUCCUUGUCACUCUCUGCUUUUGUUUCGUAGAGGCAAUAUAAUGCUUCUUCGUCCUGGUUUGUAAAGACCUUUUCAAAAAGGCAUUAAAGUGCUUUUACAGCAGAAUGCGGUAUUUCAGAUUUAUUUUUAUUUAUUUUUUACGGUUAGUCUUCUAUUCACGGUUAUUCACUAAAAUGUGAAUUAUCAGAAAUUCAAAUACAAUUCAAACUGAUAGCGGCUUGGGAUAAUUUCAUCAAUUCAGCAAUAUUUGUAGCUUGGAUGCUUUGUCCUAAAAAUGUACAUUUAGUGAAUAACGCUAUUGUCCAGAGUGAUUUUUGUACUAAACCUAGACUUGUGGAGAAUUUAUGAGGAAAUCUCAUAUUGUGAGGCAGACCAACAUAAUCAAAUUGGAAAAGUUCUCAGAGUCCACUAUGCGUCCAACUCUGUUAGUAUAGACUAAAAUUUGCCAGUUUCUCUGACCAUGACUUUCAAGCCCCUACAGCAAGAUCUGAUUUUUAUCUUGAAAUUACACAUAUUCUUCUAUGAUAUAUUUUAUCCCUGGUCCUGGGAGCUUGCAAUCUUAAUGCUGCUGGUGGCCAAUGGACUCUUCAAUGCUGGGAUUCAUAGGGGUAGAUGGAUCAGAUUCUGCAUGUGCCGCUCCCUUCGAAAAUGAUCUCAGUGCUUCAUUUAACACCUCAUUGUCGUUUUUGUUCCUGUUGUAUAUUCUGUCCUGGAAACACGUCCUGGUAUUUCUUGACAGUGAAGGGAGGGGGUGGUUAUGGUACUUUUAAUUCUGUUUUGGCUAUGUUUGCAGAAAUGGUGUAAUCGCUUUGGGAAACUCUUGAAGGUUUUGGUGGCGUGAGGGGUGAGCUUGGUUAUGAGGAGGUCUUACCAACCCUGUAUUCCUGCAGACUUUCAACUAGCUGCAAAUGCAGUUUAGCGGCAAAAAUCAUCCGCCAUCUUGCUUGUGGCACAAAUGUCUUCACUGCUAGUUGCUAAUGUAACCAUCGUGCAUAAGAAAGCAAUUUGAAUCCUUGUAAACACCCACCCACCUUGUUCCUAGUUUUAACCUUUCUUUGGAUCUUAAGCACCUGAAAAAUAAAUGAUGGUGUCAAACCUUUCACCUCUGUGGCCCCCGAUAACAUGAGAAAAAUGACCUAAAGCUUCUUAACAUGGCAGUGUUUCAUUCUUUCCAGUGCUAAUCUUAGAUUCUGAAAUCGGCCAUAAUAUUACGUCAUUGCCUCCGAUCGAUCUUUUUGUGACCCCUUGUUUGUUUCCCCCCUUUUCAUUGAGCACCCUUUUAAUGCAAUUAAUUUAAUUAUUGCAUAUGAAAGAGAAUCCAUUUAUGUACAGCGCUCCGGAAUUUGCUAUAUAAAUAAUAAUGUAAAAUCGUAUAAAUGGUUUUGUACAUCUAGAAGCAAGGAACGUUUGUCUGGUCUUUGUCUCUGUAUAUCCUUCCCUAUUCGUUAAUCUGUUUGAAUACAAGACAGGGUGAGCAAAUUACUGUAAAGUACUUAGAGUUAAAGUGAGCCGAACACGGGAAUGAGAGUGAGAAUCCUUUUUGCUAAUUUUUUUUAAUAAUCCGAGCCACAUUGUACAUUUGAGUAUCAAAAACAUUUUUUACCAAGGUUUUAUUCUUUAGGGAAACUCAGAACACAGCACCCUUGAUCUACAUUGACCAGGGACAAUGGGUAUCUGUUUUUUGGGGUUGGAGAUCCGAAAACAUGUAUCCAUGAUUAAAAAAGCAGUCUGCCCACCUCAUCCAACCCUCUAAUCAUGGCCGUUUCAUGCUAAACUCUCUGCAUGAAAAUGCAUUGCCCUUCGACUGUGGCAAGACUUUAACUCCCAUUAUUCUUAACCAGACCACCCAAAUUUGGCAGGACAACUACAAACCAAUGCUAAAAUUGGCUCCAGCCACUGCAUGCAUAUUAAACCCUCCCGUCCUUGGUGUGAUCUUAAAAAUGCGCUUCUCACAUGCCUUUUCACAUUACAAAGCGUUGGCUGUUUUAAUGAAUUUUUUGCCAUUUAUGCAUUUUAUUGUCUGUAGAACCCGUCACACAUAAUAAUAAAAUCUAAACUAUUUGCAUAUAUUUAGUAAUGGAUUCUAAUCCUCCAUUAAGAGAUGAAUUCUUGAGAUGUUGAAUGCCCACCCCUCCUUCGAGACCCAUUUCUGUAUCCCGAGACCUGUUCUGCUAUGGAAAUCAAAGCUCUAGAAUAUGAGCAGCUCUUCAUAACAAUAUGAUAUUUUUUUUUUAUUUUUUUUUUUAAGGGGGCGCAACAGGUUUACAAACAAAUGUGUCUCUGCAUCUUUUCCUCGUCUGGGGUGGGUUCUGACCAGGUUGUAAACACAUAUCCUGCCAUUCUGGGUUAUUCUACAUGUGCGCUACAUCUCUGAAGUUUUUUGUUUUUUAAACAUCAAGUACAAAAGGGUCAUGUGUGAGAGCAAUUCUUGGUGCCCGGCGCAUGCUUUGCAAUGGUUGACCAGCGGUGACAGGGAUCGCCCACUUUGCCUGUUGUUGGGUAAUAUUUUGUGUACUGACAUUUGCUGUAGAUCUUCACCUACCCAGAGCUAGAAUAUCUGAUAUAUUUAAAAAGUCUUUUACCAGGAAUGAUACUGUAUGCCGUGAUAAACAAUGACCUCCUUACCCAUUGUUAGAUUUUGAUUUGAUGGGAGAUGGGUGAUUCAGGUUAUUCAUUGCGUGUCUUGUCAGGAGUUGCAAGUACAGCUCAUCAUAGAGAUACUCUAUAAGCUAAAUAGUGUCUGUAUUGCCAAAAACUUGCCAGGACCUGGGGAGACGUGAGUCAUCUCUCAACGCACAGUGAUGUCAGUUCUGUCCUACGAAAAUUGAAAGACUUAAACAAAGACUUCAAGCACCAUGACCACUACAGCAAGUCAUAGUGGUUAUGGUGCUCCCCAUUGUUAGUAGUCAAUCCGUUUUUUAGAAUGGUUUCUUACCUGGGGGCCGCUGAGUGCCACUCUACACAAUAUCCAACAAAGCUGGAGGCUUAGGAGCUUCUUUUAGCUCUCCUGAACUAAAUCUGGCAGUGCAUAGCUAACUUAUUAUCUGAAAACAUUUGCGCAUGUCUCUCAACCAAUGAGUUAGCCCUGCACUGCCAGGCCUAGCUCGGAGUGCUUACAGUUUUCUGUAGGAUGUAAAGGAAGUGGGACGCAGCACUCUGAAGACUAAAGUCAAGGAGUAAUUUUUAAACUUUCAAUUCUUAUAGUGGUGUUACACGCCAAGCUGUAGUGGUUAUGGUACUUUGAGUAUUCCUUUACCAUAAUCCAGUUGCAUAACCCCUCGACAUCCUGCUUCACAGGAUAAUGGUGAGCCAGUGAUACAAAUCGCCUCCCUGGCACUGCCCAAAGGGGAUGGACACACCGUGGAGAGAAUUGGAAGAUCAGCCCGGUGUGAAUACACUACAGGUUCCAGCCAAUCACGCAGGGCAUCCCUCUAAGGGCGGCCAUGCUGGGAGCGCUGAUUCAGUGCUCUCUGUGUGAUCCUAGUGCCCUGUGUGCAUCUAAUGAUACAAUCGAAUUACGCUUUUUGAGGACAGGACCCUCAGAUUGGGUCUGUCCUUUCAAAAUUGGGUCUGUUGCUAGUCUGCAAAUUAUAUAGAUAGAACUUGAAUGAUUCUUCCUAAUUACUUUGCUGCAUUGUAGCGUAACACAGGACUUGAUCUUGGGGAAAAAGGUUUAGGGUCCCUUAUGAAAAUGUAUACUUUUUAGCACUCCAGAGGUCUGACAUUAGUGCUGUAAUCUUUAAUGCCAUAGAUAUGAAAACAGUCUGUGGUUUUAGUGUCAUUUUUAAGAAUAGUUAUUAAUUUGUUUAAUGUAAUAUAGUAUGGAUUUAUUUUUUUUCCAAUAAUUAAUUUUUGUCUAGGUUUUGAAAGGGAGAAAGAGCACAUACAAUUCUAAUCAUUAGUCUUAACUACAUUGCUGACAGACAUACAUCGACUGUUGCCGACUCUCCCAUACUAAACUUCGUCUCCCAAAUCCUGGGAAUUAACAUGUUAAUCCUUCUUCCCUGCGUUGGUGGUGAUGGGGUUAAUGCGCUAUAUCCCCCUAGCAUUUAACACCAGCCACACAUAACAGGUGCAGGGGCAUCAUGUUCUCUUCCAGAGGUUUCGCUGUGACUCGGAAAGGCCAGGAGUUGGCAGGAUGUUGGCAUGUACCCAGCAGCCGGUUGCCAGCUGGAAAGGGUGAGCCUUUGGCACCCGCUCUCUCUGCGUCCACCCCCCAUUGAGAGAAAAAUACAUAUUCUGCACAGCAGGGAUGUCUGACAACACGGAAAUUAAUUGGAUUUAAUUGCUGAGUCAAAAACCCAGCGUGUAAAUGGACACAUAGAGGUUAUAUUAUCUCCGUCCCCCAGCUGGGAAAAAUAACAUUAAUUUAUCAAAGGAGAGGCGCAUACUGUUUUCAAUUAAGUUCUCCUUUUCACUUUCUUUUCAAAUACAUAUUUUUCUUUUUAAUGAUAAUGUAACAAGUCUAACGGAGCAGCUUUGUUAAAAUCCCAGUUCUGAUUAAUUCCUAUUUUAAUUCACUCUGUGUUAUUGCCCCUGUCCUCUUUACUCACUCUAUUAUUACCCUGUCUCUGUAUUUAUUCUUCUAUUUCCCCCGUCCCCUGUAACCCUCUAUUAUUGCCCCCAUCUCAUAUAAUCACUCUUUAAUUGCCCAUUAAAACUGCCCCGUGCCCUGUAUUCACCCUAUUAUUGCCCCCUGUCUCUUGUAUUCGCUCUUACUGCCCUAUCUUAUAUCAUCACUCUUUUAUUGCCCAUCAAAACUGCCCCAUGCCCUGUAUUCACUCUAUUAUUACCCCCAUUCCUGUAUUCAUUCUACUAUUUCCCCCUGUCUCUUGUAUUCACUCUAUUAUUGCCCCUAUCUUAUGUAAUCACUAUUUUAUUGCCCAUCAAAACUGCCCCAUGUCCUGUAUUGACUCUAUUAUUGCCCCCAUCUUCUGUAAUAACUCUAUUAUUGCCCAUUCAUACUGCUCCAUCCCCUGUAUUCACUUUAUUAUUGCCCCGUCCACUGUAGACACUAUAAUAUAAUUGACCAUCCAGACUGCUCCAUCCCCUGUAUUCUCCGUACCCUGGGCCCGUUCUGGAAUUCCCUUGCUCCGGAUCAGGUUAUCGUCUGUCCUACUGAUGGAAAUGUAUUAAUAGUUCUUUACCAUGACUUAACGUGUUGGAUAUUUGAUACCAUGGGUCAGAAUUUCUACCUUUUUUUUUUUUUUUUUUUACAUACUGGAGAGAUCUGGAUAAUGACUUCAAUAGCACUGGUGGGAUUUCUCCAGAAUGUCUAAUUCCAACCAGCGAGAGGUCAACUUGGCACAAGCCGUUUCUUACCCAGAAUCACAACAGGCUAUUCAGAACCUCACUUACCCCUUGAGGUAACCCUUAUACACUAACCUCAAACAAAAAGGGAGGGCGGUCAGACAUUGGUUUUAUUACAAGUUGAGGUCCUGUCCUAUUCACAUGAGAGCAGAGCCCUUGAAGUUUUUAAUGCUGUCUCUAUUGUUUAUCAGUCAAUGUAAAUCUUCUUUCUUUUUUCUUAAAGAUUUUAUGGUUUUAUCACCUUGGUGUUAAAACAUCUUCUGAAAAGAUCAAAGCCGAGAAAGCAGGAGGUCCUGGAUUUGGUUGUGUUUUCCUAUUUUAUGCCUCUGUGUACAAUGACAUCUUGUUUUAUAGUGUCAUUUCUAACGCCCCUUUUUGACAUCCUGAGAUCCUCAUCCCUACUUCAAAACAUUGACCUGUUUCUAAAUGUCCCCUCACCCAACUCGGAGUAUGGCACAUGAGCCAUUGAAAGCAUUCUAAAAUCUCGGAAGAAUUGGGAUCCUACCACGACCAAAAUGGCCUGCUGGGUGGUAUAUGGUUUUAUGAGACCGCUCCCUAAUUUUUGACACAACAAAUACUUGGAAGAAACCUAGACGAUAUUAUUAUAAUAAGGUUUUUAUCAACACUGUCAUCUUCUGGACAGACUGCUUCAAUGUCUAUAAGGAUUUCAUAACAUCGCGUAAUCGUAUUGUUUCUUCUUGUAUCUUACGAUAACACUCUUUAGAAAACAACAAAUGUUUUGGUUUUAUUGUGUGACAAGUGCCUUCAAACAAGGGUGGUCUAUGUCUGUUUAAUAGGAAUAUAAGCGUGUAAUAUUUUUGGGGUUUGCAGAUGCUAGAACAGUAUCCUACAAUGUGUGUGUGUGUGUGUGGUUAAUUUGUCACUCCCGCCACCCCCCCAGUCAUAUCACAAGAUCGGAUAUUUUAGUACAGUACGACUGAGUUAUGAAAUGUUUGCCAACCUUUAUUUGACUUCUAGCCAAAGUCCUGUAUUAACAAGGAUCCUUUUCUCUAUUCAUUACAAACAAGAUGGGUUUUAUACAGGAAAAUAACAGGUCACGUAUUUCUCACUCACCAUCCCACCCCCUUUUUCCAUCACAAUUGGACCACGAAGUCUUCUUCUUGCAAGGACCAUCUUCUUUUGUGCUUCUUGGAAUUCAUAUACCUGUACUAAACAUAAGUCUUCCAGAGGAGUACAAGUGUCCAUUCAGACUUAAUUAUAUUUUCUAGUGAUCUCCCAAAAUGUCAUUUGGAUCACUUUCUAUUAAUUGCUCCUAGCAAGCGAUGAUGUACUCAAUUAUUUUUAGAUCAAUUUGCAGAGAUAAGGAAAUGACAGUCAUAUGACUGUAUUCAUCUAGUCAGCAAAGCUAUGCACGUGGUCCGUGGUCCACCCACGGGGGUCAAAUGCAGUGUUUUUUUAAGUAUGCAUGCAUGCAACUGACUUUUUGGCUCAGACACAUCUAAGGCUGGAUGCUCUGAAUUGCUGAUAACAAAACCAUCUUUCUUAUAAUCAAGGCUACCAAAUAAAUUAUUAAAGGACCACUAUAGUGCGUCUUCUCACUGACUUUCACAAUGAGAAACACGCAAGCGCCUCUAGCGGCUGUCAAUGAGACAGCCUUUAGAGGCUGGAUUAACCCUCAGUGUAAACAUAGCAGUUUCUCCCUAGCUGGACCAGGCACCCAGACCAUUUCAUUAAGCUGAAGUGGUCUGGGUGCCUAAAGUGGUCCUUUAAAGGAAUACCCAAAGCACAACAACCACUACAGCAUGCUGUAAAUCAAAUAGUUUUAGAACUACUACUAACAAUGGAGAGGCGGAAGCUGAUCGCUCUCAGCCAAUGAGCUAAGUCCUGCACAGGGCUUAGCCCAGACUGAACACUUCUUGCCAUCUGCCGUUAGUAUUAAGACAGUAAGCGGUGUUUGGCAGACUGCGGUAAGAAGUCAUAUCAUUCUAAUAUGAUGUAUUGGGGUGAACGUCAGGGCACGUCCUACAGCAAGCUGUAGUGUUUAUGGUGCUUGGUGGUUUCCUAUGAUAUUGAUCAUUGCCUAAUCUGUCAUUUGAGCAGGGUCCUGUAACUUUUUGUACUUGCUUUAUUUAUUGUUAAUUUCCCUUUUUUUUAUUUUUUUUUAUUUAUAUACUUUUUUAAUAUAUAUUGUAAAGCGCUGCAGGAUAAGUUGGCACUAUAUGUUGUCCAGUGCUGAUACUUCUGUAAAGUGAACAGUAGCUCAAAAGGCAACGAUACGGAGUGUUAGAAUCUCAUUUCUUAAAGAACAAGUUGUACAAGUUUCUGAACCCAAGAAUUCAGAGCUUCUACAAUGUCUUCAUCACCUCUCAGAAUACGUCCUCCACAGCAAUGUCCUGGUUCAGUGAAAAUCAUGUUUUGGAAAUGGAAUUUGAGUGUUUUGGCAAGAAGUAUUUUUUUUUUUUUUUUCACCCGCUAAGUAACUCUUGAGAAAACUACCCAUGGUUUAAGAGCGAAUAUUUUUAUUUUUUCCUGCUGCCUUGUCAUCACCUAAACCUUCGAUUGAGGUAUCUGAACGGAGACGUGUAAAGUUGAUCUGAAGUAAUUGUAGGGAGUCCACAGAAGACUUGUAAGGUCUGUAGGCUUUUAUUUCCUUCCUCUGCCACAAUGGCUGGGGAUCAAAUGACUAAUGGAGAUGGGUCUCUGUCUAGAGAGGGUCAUCUGUGUUUUGUCUUGUAUACAAACUGAUGGGCCCAAUGACAAGUCCUGUUCCCCGUUGCAGUCACUUGACCUCAUACCCUUUAACAUCACUAACCCACAAAAACCUGCUCUGUGGUUUCAAUACUGGGGGACUAUAAAAACAGGUAGGUUUUUUUGGGGAUGGGGGGUAGGGUUGUUGUGGUUUGUUUGGGUGUUUUUUUGUUUUUUGUUUUUUUUUUAAUAGAGGAUAAUAGAUGCUGCAGAUGCAUACAAUGGAUGUGCAAAAAAAAAAAAUUUUAAAAAAAAAUCCUAAAAGUGACAAACUGGUUAAGGUGAAUAGAAACAAGAUGGUCAAAGGGCCUUGUGAAAUUUUAAUCUUGUUUUGUAGAAUCGUGCUAUGAUAUUGGACUCCAUCUGGUGAGGUCGUGGAGUGACUGCAAAAUGUGCACGUUGUUUUGGUACAGUAAUGUUUUGUGAAGGGAAAAUAACUUUCCAGCUACUUUUUAGAGACUGGUUCUGCUACAUGCGUUCUUUCGGGGGUUCCUUUAAAACAUACACCUUCCACUGUGGAAGCUACAGGAGAUAAUGAUCUUCUGGACACCUUAUACAUUACAGAAGAAGGCUAGUAUACAAUGGCUGCUGCAUUUAUACUUUUUAUAUUGUGUUCUAAUUAGUUUUUAUGUAAUUUUGUAAUCUGUGGCACACAUGAGAGUGGACUGACUUUAUUUCCUGUGGUGUGUUUUCCCCAGGUGUGAACAUGAUGCUGAGGAAGAUUGCCGUAGCUGCAGCUUCUAAACCAGCUGUAGAGAUCAAACAGGAAGGAGAGUGCUUCUACAUUAAAACGUCCACCACCGUCCGAACCACAGAAAUCAACUUCAAAAUGGGGGAAGAGUUUGAGGAGCAGACCGUAGAUGGACGCCCAUGCAAGGUAGUCAAUUGCUAACCGCCUACAGAAUCAGACUGUUCAGGUCUCAUUUUGUAAGAUAUUUUUUUAUUUUAUGUGUUGAUUUCACACAUUUUUAUGAAGAGUUCUUGAAGUGGAACCCUCACAAAUCAAAGGGCAUUUAAUCCAGAAGGAAACCUGGAAGUUUAUACCCCCUUACCUUUAUUGUCCCACUGUCCCAGUAAUUCUACUUGGUGCCAAGGUGUCUCUGAACAGUCCUGUCAUAUUCAUGGGCUAUGGCCUCUGGGUGAUUUGAGAUACUGACCUCCAUAAAAGUCGACAAAUAGACACGGUUAGUCACUAAAGGGAGAUCUCUAGGUGAAUUCAAAGUAACUUUUUCAAAUUUAAGGACAAAAUAGCGGAACAGGAAAAAUGUUUUAAACCAGCUAUGCUUCCACUGUAGCCUUGGAUUUGAAAUUCACUUUACUAAAUAACCCUAUCUGUCUCUGCUUUUGAUUAGACCUAUACUCGGGAUUUCAAAUUCCAAUAUCUGAUUUUAAGAAAGGACUAAAGUGUGCUCGCACACAGAGAAGCAGACAACCUAAAAUGGGAUAUAUAUAUAUAUAUUCUGGGGACAUAACUGGGGACAUAAUUCUGGGGACAUAACUAAAUGCCAUUAGGUGCUGAUAUGUUGGAAUCUACAGCAUAUUUUUAUUUUAGAUUUUUCUCUAACGUUUCAGUAUUCUGAGCCAGCACUAUCCGUCAGGACCGAGUUUAAUAUCUAAUGUACCAUUUCCUUGCGUUACAAAUAUAACCAAAACCAUGUGAAAUCCAGUUGUGACUGCGUUCACGCAGGUGCCUGCAAUACUAUCUAUGUUGUUUCAGCCAAGGAAAUGGCAUCAUGGUUGCAACAUUGGUUAAUCUCCUACCAAAGUCAUUUCUGUUUUAUGAGGUGCUCUGGGCGCACUUAUACAUAUUAAAUGACAAGCAGAGGGCGAGCAGAAAUGAUUACAUUCUCCCCUUUUGGGGUAAUGACUCACUGAGCUAUUUUGAAAUCACAGUAACCCUGUUCGUCCAGCGAAUAACUGCGUCAUGUACCCCUUUCCAAACCUUCAAAGUGCAAUCUGUCACCAUGCACAAGGCUCCUAUUUCAUUUUGCAAGAGUUUUUUUCCUUUUUAUUAUUUUUAAAACGGGAAAGUGGAAAUGGAAAUUUUGUCACCUCCCCGAACAGAGUAGAUACAGGUUUCCUGGAAAGGAUUCUGGGAUAUUUUAUUGAGUGCCCAGUUUAGGGUAAAGGAAAUGACACUUCUCGAUGAGGUCUACACUCCAAAGCAGUUUUGUGGUCAGGUAAAGUGAGGUUAUGUUGAAACGUUGCCAUUAAAUGAAACUCUGCACCGAUGUAAGUCUGUGCCCAGUCUUGGGAUGUGUUAACUCCUUCGAUAAACUGGCCAUGAAUAUGAAAUGGAUUGACUGCAAGUCUAGUCUGCGAUCAGGGGUAGUCUUUCUCUCUGGGAUAAUUUUAUUUUAAAUUGAACCUGGUCUCUAAAAUGCAAACCCCGUAUUAAUAGAUUUUAUGUGGUUUAUAUGUUGUCUAAAUCGCUCUUUAAAACUUUCUUCAGAACUUUUUUUUUUUCUUCCAAUCAAUCCUGCUCCUAGCCGUUGCUGUGAGAUCAAAGUCCCUGUGUCCAUCACUUUAGUUGGAUUGUUGUAAACCUAGCUUCACUUCUUUGUAUCGUCUUCACUGUGUCUUCCCCAGAAUGUUAUAUUUCUAUCUUCAUUUAUAAUGAACAUCUAAAAAUUCGACUAACAUUUCACGCUAAAGCCUAAAUAUGCACACACGCAUAUUGCUGAAAACCAUCAAAUUUUGAAAAAUGUGACCUCACAAGCGCAGCGUACAUGUAUAAUACAACUUUCUUGCUCUCUAAUAUUUUAAUUUUAUUCCUAGAAGUAUGAGGAAAUUAACCAUUUACCAGUUAAAAUAUUUUACACUUGCAAUACCAUCAUAAUGACCAAUAUUUUAAGUUUCAAUGCUCACCCUUACACACCGUGAUCUUUAAUUAUUGCAAGACUAAUAUUUAGUGUAGAUAGUUUAACAUGUAAUUUAUCAAAAAAUCUUUAAAUCACAUAGGACUACAUAAAUAUGAAUUACGUCUGUUUUUAUUUUAUUUAUUUUUAUUUAUUUUUUGUGCCAUUUUCUGCAAAAGUGUUUUAUGAUGGACCAAUAUUUUUCCACCUUUAAAUCCAUUCUAUUUUUAAAUGUCAGUGCUUAUUUAAAUCAUCUGAAUGGGUGAAGUCCUUGUUCAGGCCACUUGCUCUAUUGUGUGUCUGCCGCCUGGUAACUUUCCCCAGUCAGGAGUUGGAUAAAUGGGGAAAGGCAGCACAUUGAGUCUGUUGGAUUCCUCUGCAGCUGUCUCCUGUCCAUGACUGAUGGUGGGGGAUUCGGUGUCUUGUUCUGAAGAGGCCUGUUUGUUAAUUAAUUGUCUCCUUUUUCUGUCUUUUUUGUUUCUUUCUGCUCCAGAGCUUGGCCAAGUGGGAAAGUGAGAACAAAAUGGUUUGCGAACAAAGACUUCUGAAAGGAGAAGGACCCAAGACUUCCUGGUCUAGGGAACUGACCAACGAUGGCGAGCUUAUACUAGUAAGUGGAUAGGGUCCUGUCUGCCUCCAGUACAAUCUUAGAUUUACUGGUUUGUUUAUCAUCUGAAAAUGGAUUUUAAAUGGACAAAAAAAACGGGGACAUUUAAAAACAAUGGAGUAUUAGUGAUUUUAUGAAACGCUACUCCAUACUCCAACUAGUAAUGUUAGACAAACCGUAAACAAACACUACACACAAAAGGAAACAAACAAUGACUAAAGGACCUAUUUGCACACACAAAGCAUUUCAGCUUGCCUUACUACUUUGUGUAAGGAGUAUCCCAUCGUAAGGGCACUGGAUUCCUAUUUUUGACAGCCCGGGAAGAGUUUCUUAUAUCAAGUUGAGUAAAACCGACGUGUAGGUUAUCCUGCUCUUCUAUUCACUUCAUUGAAUUAACAGAAGUGGGAGGCACGCCUGCAGUCUCACUGCUCAAUUCUCUGCCAUUUAGAAGUUAAAUCACUUUUGUUUCUGUUUAUACAGUAUAGUAACACAUCCUUUCAUUUUAAAUUAGAUGUUAACUUACUUUAGUAGUUAUUAUCGCCUGCUCUGUAAAUUUACCUUUAAUUGCAUAGAGGAGGCUCCUGCAGGGUCCAGAAGGCUAUUAACAGAGCAGGAGAAAUUCUAAAUUAAUCAGAAUGUACAAUUAAAGUAUAAAUAUUAGAUUACUUAUUACAGGAAGUGUUUAAGAAGGCUGUGUAAGUCACAUGCAGGGAGGUGUGGCUAGGGCUACAUAAACUGAUUUAACUCCUAAAUGGUAGAAGUGAACAGUGAGGCUGCAGAGGCAUGAUCUAUACACCACAACUGCUUCAUUAAGCUAAAGUAUAUAUUUUUGGUGACUAUAGUGUCCCUUUAACUCCAAAUCCCUAAGGCUUCUGCAAGAUUCUUCAAAUCAUACCCCUUCCAUUUAUCUUCUACUGGAUCACUGUGCAUCUCUCAACGCCUGCCUAACAGUGGUUUAUGUGAUAUGAUGUUUAGAAUUUAUUGGUAGAUUAAUUCAGGAAGAACUAAAUUAAAGAGAAACUAUAUAGCUUCCCUCCCUGUGGUGCAGAAGGGGUUAAAAAAACCUUCUGUCACUUACCUGAGUCCCUCUGUGCUGGCUUGGGUCCACCUUCUCUCCUUCCCAUCAACAGGGGAGAAUUCAUGUGCAUGCGCCGCAUUGUCCUUGCUCACAUUAGGAUUUCAACAUAGGAAAGCAUUAUUUAAUUCAUGCUUUCCUAUGGGGAUUCUGGUGACGCCGGAUGUCCUCACGCAUAGCCUGAAAAGCCCAGAAGUCUCUCUCUAGUGGUGGUCUUGUAGAUGGCCACUAGAGGUGGAGUUAACCUUAGCAAGUAACUAUUGCAGUUUAUUAAAAACUGUUAUAAUUACAUGCUCCUGGUUAAGGGCCUGGGACACUGCACCCAGACCACUUCAAUGAGCUGAAGUGAUCUGGGUGCCUACAGUGUCCUUAUAAGCUCUUCUAUAUAUUUUUCUCCAAGCACCAUGCCCAUCUCAGUUAUAUGAAGUGGUCAUGGUGCUUGGAGUCUGUAUGUGCAGCAUUUUAGUUUCUAAAGGGACACUAUAGUAACCAGAACAACCAUAGCUUAAUGCAGUUGUUCUGGUGAGUAUAAUGGCUCCCUUCAGGCUUUUUUCAUUCCCCUAGGGACACCUUCAAGUGGCCACUCCUUAAAUGGAGUGGGCUUCCUGGCUCAGGGCUUCACGGUAAAUGUCCUUCAGGACACCUUCAAGUGGCCACUCCAGUAAGCAGCCCUGCUGUUCUACAUCCCUAUGGGAAAGCAUUGGAUUGGCAAAAAAUCUGCCAUUUCGAUGAUGUCACAAAGCGGACCCGUGCGGCACUGGAAAUAAGGUAAGUUUUAUACUUUUAUAGAGGGGCUAAGGGGAGGGGCAAGCCACCUAAAUGGUGGUUUAAACACUAUAGGGCAAGGAAUACAAGUUUGUGUUCCUGAACCUAUAGUAAUCCUUUAAUACUGAACAUACAGAGUUAAAGCCCUUUGUUGUCUGUGGUGUUACUCUGUCACCGGCAGCUUCAUUAGAACAAGAGUUCCGUGCUGGCUAACGUUAAUCCUGUGCAUGCGUCAAAUUGGCAUGCUACCAACAGAUGACCAAUGGCGGCCGAACACAGGAGUGUUAUUGGUGCAUUUGAUCCAGUGGUAGCGCCAGGCUAUCAUGAAAGCAAAGAAACGAGGAAGGGGAAAAACUGAAUGACUUUAAGGAUUUCCUCAAAAAACGUUUACUGGGCCUCUAGUUUUAAGAAACCUACUUUUUAUUUGAACCAUUCUGUCUCUAGUACAUUUCCAUGGCACAGAUAUCCAGGUCAUUUAAGCCAUCUCAAUCCAAUAUACAAGAUGGUUCAUGUAUUGCUUUGGUGGGAAUCUUCGAUGUCAAAUAUUUAAAGAUCACUUCAAGCUGUUUACAGGAAAGGCAGGGCCGGUGCAAGGAUUCUUGCCACCCUAGGCAACAAUCCCUUUUGCUGCCCCCUCAUAAUUGCAAGUACAUGACUGAUGACCCAUAUAUCUUUAUUCCCCCGUUGCCCCAAAUAAAACACAUCAGACCUGAGUAAGUUGGGUAAGGGCAACGGCCACAGCAUUAUUUAACCAUAAACAUCAUGCCAGCAAAUUCCUCUGUCAGCUCUACACCAUUCUCCAAGAGUCCAGAGCAGCCUGCCUCCUGCCAUCAGCUCCCGGCAGGCUGCAACUCCCCAAGCUGCCUUGUCGUCUUCAUCCCUUGUAGCACUGGCCAGGAAGAAACGCAAGCUGUGACAAAACAAAACACAAGACACCGACACCAGAAACAGAACACAACCAAAUCUAUUACUGGGAGGGAGGGUGGGAAAGUCUGGAUCCCUCAACCUAUCUGCGCUGACUGGUAAGGCCCCUCAUUCCUUCCCCCCCCUUUUCAUCCCUUGCUCCCCAUUUGCAACUAUGUGUCUAUCUGGGGACCACCCACCCGCAACCAUGGGCCUCACUCAUGCUCUCCCUUCCUUAUUUUCCAGGGAGAGGCUUUCUCUCAGAGGUUUAUUUACUAAAUUCUGAAUUGCAGUGAAGUCAUACAUACACACACUGUGCAGUGGCCUACACACGACCCAUGGGGCCCCGGUGCGAAAAGUGAUCCGCGGAAUGUACGCCAGUGAAUGCAGAUACACAAACACACUUAACCCCUUAAGGACACAUGACAUGUGUGACAUGUCAUGAUUCCCUUUUAUUCCAGAAGUUUGGUCCUUAAGGGGUUAAAGGACCACUACAGCCACCCAGAUCACAUCAGCUCAAUGAAGUGGUCUGGGUGCCAGGUCCCUCUCGUGUUAACCCUGCAGCUGAAAACAUAGCAGUUUCAGAGAAACUGCUAUGUUUCAAUGAGGGUUAAUCCAGCCUCUAGUGGCUGCCUCACUGACAGCCGCUAGAGGCACUUCCGUGAUUUCUCACUGUGAAAAUCACAGUGAGAAGACGCUGGCCGUCCGUAAGAAAGUAUUACUCAACGUGGUUUGAAUGUGCACGCGGCUCUUGCCGCGCAUGCGCAUUCGGAGCUGAGAGGCAGAGCACAGGGAUCCCCAGCGCCAAAGGAGUCUGGCGCUGGAGAAAGGUAAGUGCUGAAGGGGUUUUAAACACACACACACUCACGAACAGACGCAUACACACUAGCUAACACACACAAAUUUACUGACAGACACACUCAGCGACACACACUGACAUCAAACAGACUCACUAACAAACACACACUCACUAGCAGACACACACACUGACACAAACACUAACACACAAACACAUGUUUUUUUAAAAAGCGAUCCCCCAGCCUCCCUACCUUUGGGAGUGCUGAGGGGAUUCCCUGGGGUCCAGUGGUGUUGCUGGGCGGCCGGUCUUGCGGGCGUGCAAAGGAGCACUGAGCUGAGAUCCUCCUGUUCAGCUCCCUCGCGCACCGCUUACUGAUGCCGGAGCCGGAAUAUGACGUCAUAUUCCGGCUCCUGCAUCAGUGCGGUGCACGAGAGGGAGCUGGGCAGAGAGUGCUCAGGGGAGAGUGCUCCCUCGCGCGCCCGCCGGCCUCUGGGGGGGCCCUGAGUUGGCCAGCUCCCGGGCCCCCCCAGGAGAAGAGGCUGGCCACACUGGCGUACAUACCUGGUGGGCCGGGCCCGGUUGCAGCCGCGACCCCGGUAUGUACGCCACUGACACUGUUUAAUACAUACAUUCAUAGUGCAAAAUACAUCUAUCCAUGCACACAUAUUGCUUAGUACAUACAUCAAUGCGUUUGGUGGGAUUUAAUUUAUAAUAAUGGUGGGAUUCAAUUCAUAUGAACUUUAAGUAGACUUUUUCAUUUUAAUAUAAAACUAUAUUAUAAAUAUAAUUUAAUAUGUGAGAAUCUCUUUACAUGGUAACACACACAGUCAAUUACACACUGUCACUUACGUACUCACUGACAUACAGUGUCACUUACACACUCACUGACAUGCAGUGUCAUUUACAUGCUCAGUGACACACAUACAGUGUCACUUAGACACAGUCAUCUACACACUCACUAACAUAUACACACACACACUCACUGGCAGUGUCAUUUACAGUCUCAGUAACACACUCUCCCUCAUAUACAGUGUCACUUACACACUCUCACUGACAUACAGUGUCACCAACGCACACUAUUACUCAGUCACAUACUCGCUAACACACACACUCACUGACAUACAGUGCCAUUUACACACUCUUUAUAACACACUCACAUACAGUGUCACCUACACACACACUCUCACAUACAGUGUCACUAACACACACUGUCACACACACUCUCACUGACAGUGCCAUACACACUCUCACUCACAUACUCACUAACACACACUCUCACAUACAGUGUCACUUGCGCGCACACACACACUGCCACUCAAACAGAAACUCACAUCACUUUACAUAAAGUCACACUUUAUUUACACACAGAGCAAUUCAGUACACACAGACCCACCAAUUUACAAUUAUGUAAAAUAAUCAGUUCCCCUUACCUCCGAAUGGUCCUAAGUGCUGUGACUGGAGGAGAGGGGUCCAGCCUGCAGGGAGUGUUCUUGUUUCUGCUGGGGGAGCAGGAGAGCCGUGCACAGUGAGAACAGACUGCUUCCGACUCCCUGCAGAGUGUUUCCGGUGUUCACUGGCAGGGGCGGCCGGGCUACCAAGUCAUGUUCCGGCAGCAAGCCGUGUUCUUCCCGGGAGGUAAGGAAAGGAGCCCAGCAGAUAAAUGGCUGCUCACCCAGCACAGCAGCAGCCAGGGAAGCUGACCAGGAAACCUCCUGGAGUGCAGCCCCCCCUAGAGGCCAGCGCCCCAGGCGAAAGCCUUUUUCACCUAAUGGUAGCACUGGCCCUGCGUGAAGGUAUAUGUAGAUCAGGUAGAUUCCAAUAUGUGUUAAAACUGCAACUUCCGUGAUGCUUUGUCAUUCUAAAGGCAUGCAAAGCAUCAUGUUAGUUGUAGUUCUAGAACAUCUGGUAGUAGGUCCAUGUCCACUUCUCAUCAUAUAAUUAUCAUUAAAUUUGUAUUGUGUGCACUUUAACAUGUUAUCCAGGAUAGAUUUCAUGGUUUGUGAGUUCUUUCUUUCCCAAACACAAAAUAGAAUAUAUAAAUGACCACAGAUAAAAUCACUAAGUCCUUUUGUUCGUUGAAUAAUAUCACCUACAUUUGUUGCUACCUGUCUGCAUAAUUUAGAGAUUUCACGCUGCACAGGUCCAUUGUUUGUACAGUCAUCUGAUAUUUUUAACAUUUCACGUUUCUGGUUCUUUUUAGACCAUGGUUGCUGAUGAGGUCACCUGUACACGGAUUUACAUCAGGGACUAAUUUAACUUGGCACCGGAGAUCUACAGCAUUCUGUCCUACCAAACUAUUCUUCUGAAUCUUCAAUAACCACUUCACCUAAAGCAGAAAGUAUCCAGUUUACAGCAACACAUUGUACUCACAAUACUCGGUCAAGUUGGUCUUCAACUUGAUACCAGUUUUCCAGGAGACCCAGGUUCUUGCUUCGCUCUAAAAAGGCCUCACUUAUCAGACACAUGUCCUGAACAUCACAGCAGUUGGAAUAGUGAAAGUAUAGGUCUUUAACCAAUUAACAAAGCUUUCGUCAUUAACCAGACCAUGUUAUCUUGUGUUUGUUACUCUCCUACUUCAUAGUCACAUUUAGCUGCAGUGAUGGGUUCAUUUUUAAUACAAACUGCAAUUUUUUUCCCAGACAUUAUCUAGGAAGCAAAUUAUUACAGUCAAUGUUUUGUAACCAUGUUUUCUAAGUGUUCAUUGGGCCCAGUGCCCACAUAGAACGUAUAUGGUAUUAAUGAGCACUACCUUUUGGCAGAAGGUUGGUGUCCUGGUUUUUACAAUAUAACUCAUCACAAUUUUGCACUCAGAGCAUUAAUACUCAUCGAUUUCUGUCUUUGCGUAGGGAGGAUUUUCUGUCUAUGAAUUUAUAAAAUGCACGAACAACGCAAACCAAUCUGAUAUAUUAUCAUGUAUUUUUUUUGGUCUGCUUUUUAAUCCGUAUAAAAAAGGUUUGUGUGUGUUGUUUUUUUUUUUCUCAAAUUCGUUGCCAGCAGCACAAAAUGAAUCCUGCGUGGAGGUGGCCAUUUUGUUUUCUAUUAAACAUUGGGAGAGGUAGCACAGGUGAAAGUGUAACUUUUACUACAUGUGCUUAAGUAGGAUAAUAGUCACAUUGAUUGGUGUAUCUGUCUUUACAGUGAUGUUCUUCUGAGAAUAGUUGGCCUUUACUUGAGCCAUCACCAUAGUUGGGAAUAUCAUUUAUUUUUUUUUAAUUAAGCUAAGUUUCAUCUCACAAUCUAGGCAAUGAACGCUGAUCUUCCUAGAACAAGCGCAUUGUGGGAGUUUAUUUGUGUAGUAAAGAUGUAAUCCAACCUUUUCUAUAUGAAAUUCAUCUCUGUAAAAUGUUAAACUCAUAUAAAAGGGUUUCCAUAACUUUAAAUAUUUGCCAUUUUAAUACUGGGCUAUGAGGAACCCAUUUAGAUUUUUGCAAUGUAAUUUCAGCUACCAAAUUUUACCAUAUUUAAAUCCGGAACAUUUUUACACACAAAAAAAAAAGGUUAAAGGAACACUCCGAGCAACCUAACAAAAAUGUGGUCCCUGCGCCAACUUGCCUUCAGAGGUUAAGCAGUUAAUGAACUACCCUCUCCCUAUCCUUUUGAGUCCAAGGUUUGAAACGUCUCAGACUGGGCGCCGCUGAUGGGCUGAGAGCGCCAGUUGAUGCUUUUGUCCUUUCAGUAGCUCCCCAUUCACAAAGUGGCUUGAGGAACGUACGUAUACUCCACAAGCCAUUUUGUGAAAGUGGAACUACUGCUAGAAUGUACACAGCGGACGCUAUUAACGACACCCGGUCCAAGACUUCCUGUUUCAAGUAUCAGACUCAAGCAGAUGGAGAGGGCGGAGCUGGGCAACACAAGAAUGAAGACAUUGGAGUUGAACAGAUAACAUCUGAAGGUAAGCCUAUGCCGGGGUCCACCAGGUGCCAUAACCACUUAAUUAUGAUUGAUUUUUUUUUUUUUUUUUCUGGUACCCAGGGUUUUCCUUUUUAAGCAAAGCAGUGUUCUUUCAUAAAAGUGCAAUUUUGUUUUUUUACCUGACUGGAAUAUUAUCCUUUCACCAACAUCCUGAACGAGAAUGUAGAUUUUAAUUUUCUUUCUUACUUUUAAACUUUUAUUUUACAUUUUUACGUAAACAUACAUGUAGGAAACCUAGACGAUGAAUGCUUCCGUCCUCCCUGUAAAAAUUUCUAACUUUGUUCAUUUGUCUUUAGCUAAUGCAUUUGUCAGUAUUUAUUUGUCAAUUUUUGUUUUUUUUAAAUAAAAGCAUAAUUCAAAACUC
Pelobates cultripes (western spadefoot toad) is the source of this 20699-nucleotide messenger RNA. Lineage: Eukaryota; Metazoa; Chordata; Amphibia; Anura; Pelobatidae. The record is from the annotation of a GenBank genome assembly.